Malus domestica (apple) is the source of this 372-nucleotide messenger RNA. The record is from RefSeq and is a predicted model, not a curated record. NCBI's taxonomy places the organism in Eukaryota, Viridiplantae, Streptophyta, Magnoliopsida, Rosales, Rosaceae.
UAGCUCCAUGAACCUCAACACUGUUGAACCACUUACUGGUAUCAACUAUAAGAAAUGGAAACAGGAUCUAGAGAUCGUGCUGGGAGUCAUGGAUUGGGAUUUAGCACUCAGAACUGAAGAGCCUCCUAUGCCGACAGAUGGGAGCACAUCCAGCCAACGGUCCAAGUAUGAAAAAUGGAAAAAAUCAAACAGGAUUUCCCUGAUGAUUAUCAAGAGGAGUAUGACUGAUGUGGUUCGAGGUGGCUUCCCUGAUGCUACUAAUGCCAAGGAAUUUCUUGCAUCCAUCGAAGAAAAGUACAAGGAGUCUCCAAAAUCCGAGACAGGACUUCAUAACAAAGAGAACACCAAAUAAAGAUCAAGUCAAAGUCUCUG